UUCUUUUUCAGUCAGCAUGUCCUUUUAGGGGCUCCAUAAUAAGCAACAUUAACUGAGAAUUAAUUUUGAUCAGUGACGUAUAUUGAGACACUGUCUGUGGGUCGUACAUGUGCUCUGAUUCAUUACGGGCUGGUGCUUAUGUGUGGGUCAGCUGAUUCUGGAUCAGUUCAUUUCCUGUCCCACCCACCUCUACUCGCCACCACUUCCUGUCGCUAUUCUUUUCACCAAUUAACUGAAAGCAAAAUAAAAUCUCAAGGAUUUCAAAAUAUAACUUGUCUGUCUGCGGUCAAAGUGAAGACAUCCAGUCUUCCUCAAUAUAAGUUCCUGUACUUAGAAUCUUGCUCAAUAAUUCUUCAGAAAAUGUUUCCAGGAAGAAAGGUUUUAUGGUUUUAAAAACCCAGUUUUAUUUUUCUAUGUGAUGUAUUCCUGAACAUCCCUUCAAUCUUAAUGUGUUCAAAGCAUUAGUGAAACUAAAUAUGCCCUAUAUGUUAAUAAAUCUGUGUGAAUGAUUUACUGAUCAAUCAGAGUGGUGGCCAAUUUCUUAUAGCAAAAUGCUUUGGGACUUUUUUUUUUUUUUUUUUUUUUUGAAAUCAGUAACUCACUGGAUCAUGAUGAAAAGUUGUCUAAUGUUACUUAUGUGGGCAGGAGUGGGGAAGGAGGAAGAAUCAUUUUCUGUUUGUGAAACAUUUUAAAAUAAACAGUGUUAACUGAGAAAUUCAUCAGUUUAUCGUCUGCUGGAGAGACUCACCAGAACACGCGAUGUCACUGAUAAUGGCUUAUCCUCUUCCUCUGGUGUUUCUGCUCAUGAUUCAAGGAGUUUAUAGCCAGUGGCAUGUGAGUUACAGUCCUUCACACAUCUGUGCACUAAAGGAUUCAUCAGUGAUAAUGAACUGCACUUAUACAUACCCUGCUGGAUAUCAGAUCAAGAAAGUACUCUGGACCAAAGUUGAUGUAAAAGAGGAUGGAGAGUUUCUAGAUCUGUCUAAGGACCCUGAAUACAGACAGAGGCUUCAGUAUCUGGGAGAUAAACAGCAGAUCUGCACCAUCAGACUGAGUCAUGUGACACUGAAUGAUUCACACAAGUACUAUUUCAGAUUCAUCACUGAUAAAGAUGUGAAAUGGAUUGGUAAACCAGGAGUGACUCUUGCUGUCACAGAUCUUCAGGUGGAGUCUCCUGAGAGAGUGACAGAGAGAGAUUCAGUCCGUCUGACAUGUAAAAGCAGCUGCACUCUGACUGACAGAGCAACAUUCAUCUGGUACAGAAACUCACAGCUAGUAACUACAGGAAUCACUGGAAACCAGCUCAUCCUCUGGAGAGUCAGCAGAGAAGAUACAGGCAGAUAUAGCUGUGGUGUAUAUGGACACAGUUACACCUCUCCUGCUGUUCAACUCAAUAUCAGAUAUCCUCCAGAGAAUCCAGUGAUCUCCAUCAGUCCAUCUGGUGAAACAGUGUCAGGAGAUUCAGUGACUCUGAUCUGCAGCAGUGAUUCAAACCCUCCUGCAGAAAUCAGCUGGUUUAAAGGAGGAACGUUUGUAGGAUCUGGAAGAAUCUACAGCAUCUCAAAGAUCAGCUCUGAUGACAGUGGAGAAUACAAGUGCAAGUCCAUCAAUGAACAUGGAGAGAAAUACUCUGAUGCUGUGACUUUAAACGUCAUGUAUCCUCCCAGGAGAGUUUCAGUCUCCAUUAUUCAUUCUGGUCAGAUUUGGGCAGGAGAUUCAGUGACUCUGAUCUGCAGCAGUGAUUCAAACCCUCCUGCAGAAAUCAGAUGGUUUAAAGGAAGAAAGUUUGUAGGAUCUGGAAGAAUCUUCAACAUCUCAAAGAUCAGCUCUGAUGACAGUGGAGAAUACAAGUGCAGAUCCAAAAAUAAACAUGGAGUGAAAUACUCUGAUACUGUGACUGUAAACAUCAUGUAUCCUCCCAGGAGCAUCUCAGUCUCCAUCAUUCAGUCUGGUCAGAUUUGGGAGGGAGAUUCAGUGACUCUGAUCUGCAGCAGUGAUUCAAACCCUCCUGCUCUGAACUUCAGCUGGUUUAAAGGAACAACAUAUCUGAAAUCAGGACAAACAUACAACAUCUCAAAGAUCAGCUCUGAUGACAGUGGAGAAUACAAGUGCAAGUCCACCUAUGAACUUGAAGAGAAAUACUCUAAUGCUGUGACUCUAAAUGUCAUGUAUCCUCCCAGGAACGUCUCAGUGUCCAUCAGUCCAUCUGGUGAAAUAGUGUCAGGAGAUUCAGUGACUCUGAUCUGCAGCAGUGAUUCAAACCCUCCUGCUCUGAACUUCAGCUGGUUGAAAGGAAGAACGUUUGUAGGAUCUGGAAGAAUCUACAACAUCUCAAAGAUCAGCUCUGAUAACAGUGGAAAAUACAAGUGCAGAUCCAUCAAUGAACAUCGAGAGAAAUACUCUGAUGCUGUGACUUUAAAUGUCAUGUACCCUCCAAAGAAUGUCUUAGUGUCCAUCUCUGGUGAAAUAGUGUCAGGAGAUUCAGUGACUCUGAUCUGCAGCAGUGAUUCAAACCCUCCUGCUCUGAACUUCAGCUGGUUUAAGGAGAAUGAAAGCUCAGCUGUUGGAUCUGGACAGAGUUUCAGUGCACUACAGAGUGGACGCUUCUACUGUCAGGCUCACAAUCAACAUGGAUCUCAGAGAUCAGACGCUGUAACUGUCACAGUUCCUCACGGUGCUGGUAGGAAUGUGAUUGUAAUCACAGCGGCAUCUGGAGGAUUAUUCAUCAUCAUCAUCGUCAUCAUCAGCAUCAUCAUAUUUAUAAUUCAGAAGAAAAGGAAAAACAGAAGAUCUGUAAUACACGAGUAUGAGAAUGAUUCUCCCAGCACAGGAACAUAUGCAGCUCUUGACCCGAAGUCAAGAUCUUCUGAUGUGUACAACACACUCACAACUGUCCACCCCAGACCUGCUGUUCACCAUUCGGGCUCUUUUGAAUAUGAGAAUCCCCACAUUGAAGCAGCAUCCAGUCUCAACAUAUGAGCAAGAUAGUGGGAUAGUCCUUCAUGACUCGUUCGCUGUCGGUCAUCAUCAAAAGAGCUACUGCUGAACUUAGCUUACAUUUGAUUUUAUUUGAUGGAAAUACUAUACAGCAGAAAUCGAUGCAAUACGGUCAACAGAAAGUAGGUCCCUGCUACUCGCUCUUUCUACAAACAAUCUGCCACAGGAAAUAGAGAAAACAGAAAUGAUCACCAGUGCACACCUGACAUUGAACCAAUAAGAACUAACAACAAAUUAAUGCUCUUCCACACAUAGCAAGACACCACAUUAAGAUGAAGCAAAAGUUAAACUUUACUCACCUUUUGUCGCAGCACUGGACAUGCCCACAUCACAACUACCAAUAAAAAAUAAGGACUUUGUGUAAACACCACUAUAGAGUUUACAUUCUGCAGUGAAGUGACUUUUGUAAAAGAUAGUAAUGGUUUGUUUAUGUGUGACCAUGUGAUGAAUGAGCAACCAAAAGGUGUAUUCUGAUUGACAUGGUCACUACAGAGUGUUCACUGCUCCCUGAGCACUGAAUAUCCAUUAUCAAAAGCCCGGGACAAACUAACCCAACGAUCAGCUGGCUGUUCAACUUGUUGCAGUCACUGAGAGGCAACAACACAGUCAGCUUUCAUCGCCACUAGUUUUUUGACAUUGGCUUGGUGUGUCCCAGGCUAAAGAAAAGCAACAGGGUCACACAGAUUAUGAUAUAACACAAAUAUUGUAAUUUACUUUGCUUAAAAAUGUAAAAUUAAUAAAUACAUGUACACACAUGAAUCUAAUAAAUAUAAUCAAAACUUAAA
Molecule: messenger RNA, 3782 nt
Organism: Ctenopharyngodon idella (grass carp)
Lineage: Eukaryota; Metazoa; Chordata; Actinopteri; Cypriniformes; Xenocyprididae
Product: B-cell receptor CD22-like
Exons: 14
Coding region: 760-2979 (739 amino acids)
Source: RefSeq, a predicted model, not a curated record